AUGACAGAGGAAGAAGAGAUGAAAAAGGAGAGGAAGACUGCAGAAAGGCCAUUGGAGGAGAGGGGUCAGUGGGGGAGUAAGGUGGAGUUCCUCCUGGUGGUGGCAGGGAACAUAGUGGGGCUGGGAAAGGUGUGGAGGUUCCCAUACCUCUGCUACAAGAACCGCGGUGGAGCGUUCCUUGUGCCAUAUUUGGUGUUUGUGGUGACCUGUGGGAUACCCCUGUUCCUGCUGGAGACUGCCAUGGGGCAGUACACCCAGGAGGGGGCCAUCACCUGCUGGAGGAAGCUGUGCCCAUUGGCUGAGGGGGUUGGCUAUGGAGGUCAGCUGAUCCUGAUUUACAGUUGCAUGUGCUACAUCAUCAUCCUGGCCUGGGCCCUCUUCUACCUGUACUUCUCCUUCAGCUCUGAGCUGCCCUUGGCCAGCUGCUCCAACACCUGGAACUCAGGCUACUCUCUGUGCUUCUCCAAUCAAAACCUCAUUGCAAACUGGACCAAACAGCCCAACAACUCCUCUUCUGCAGCCACCGAGUUUUGGGAGACACGUGUGCUGCUGAUCUCGGGGGGCAUUGACGAGGUGGGCAGUGUGAGGUGGGAGCUGCUCCUGUGCCUCAUCUUUAUGUGGGUCAUCUGCUACUUCUGCAUCUGGAAGGGAGUGAAGUCUACAGGCAAGAGAAUAAGGUCAGAGAGUAUGGAACGGUCAGCAGAAGGGAUGAAUAAGGAGAGGGAGACCGCAAAAAGGCCAUUGGAGGAGAGGGGGCAGUGGGGGAGUAAGGUGGAGUUCCUCCUGGCAGUGGCAGGGAACAUUGUGGGGCUGGGAAAUGUGUGGAGGUUCCCAUACCUCUGCUACAAGAAUGGCGGCGGUGAGUGGGAAUAUAAAUGA
Molecule: messenger RNA, 879 nt
Organism: Conger conger (European conger)
Lineage: Eukaryota; Metazoa; Chordata; Actinopteri; Anguilliformes; Congridae
Product: sodium- and chloride-dependent GABA transporter 2-like
Exons: 6
Coding region: 1-879 (292 amino acids)
Biological process (GO): sodium ion transmembrane transport
Cellular component (GO): membrane
Source: RefSeq, a predicted model, not a curated record